Molecule: messenger RNA, 665 nt
Organism: Bursaphelenchus okinawaensis
Lineage: Eukaryota; Metazoa; Nematoda; Chromadorea; Rhabditida; Aphelenchoididae
Source: the annotation of a GenBank genome assembly
AUGGUCAAGUUACCACUGAAAAGUAAGUAGUUAUUCCAUUAUUAUAUUGUUGUUUAGAUUCUCGACCCAAAAGUUAUGAAGAGAAAUUGGAGGAGAAACGGAGAAGGUUGAAGAGAUUGGAGAAGCCGAUCGUCGUGUCGAUGCCUGGAGGUGAGAGUGAUGAUGAACCGGAAGAAUUGGAAACAAAGAAGGAUGACAAUCCAUUGGACUUUGAUAAAGAACCUUCUCCAUUACCUGAAGUUGUUUUGAAGCCGAAAAAGGAGAAGAAAGUCAAGAAAGUGGUGAAGAAGGUGGCUCAAGGGGAGUAUAAUGUUGUUGUGGGGUAAGUUGAGCUAAUUUUAAGCUUUUGUUUUAAAAAUGAAUAUUGAUAACACUGUUUUUACUUUUUAGAGAGUCAGAGUUCAAGGUUGUUACAGCAAAAGCAAAACCAUUGGCCAAUAAGUCGUCGAAAUCGUACAGAGAGUCAUUGAUGGAUUUGACGACACACAGAAAGAAGCGGAGCUCUAUUUGUAGGUUUUUUACUGUUUCAAUAACCAGCUGACUUUUGUUUUGCCAUUAUAUUGUUUGGAAUAUAAUCUUGCAUUGUUUAAAUUUAAUAUUUAAACUUUUUUUCAGUGGUAAAACAAAGAACGCAUAUAGACAAGUGGGUGAAUCGUAAACUGUAA